Messenger RNA from Periophthalmus magnuspinnatus, 5200 nucleotides. Its product is annotated as SUN domain-containing ossification factor-like. NCBI's taxonomy places the organism in Eukaryota, Metazoa, Chordata, Actinopteri, Gobiiformes, Gobiidae. Gene Ontology annotation, biological process: protein folding in endoplasmic reticulum; regulation of bone remodeling. Gene Ontology annotation, cellular component: membrane; cytoplasm. The record is from RefSeq and is a predicted model, not a curated record. The coding region runs from base 246 to 3989 and encodes 1247 amino acids. The transcript has 24 exons.
GCGCCUUUGGACGUGCCCGACAGCAAAGGCACGUCGGCAUUGGAGGAGCCGCUGUGACGCGCAUGCGCACUGACAUCAUGCAGGUUCACUAACCGAGCAUCUCCAAAGAAGAGCUAAACACAAGCCAAGUUUUCAGCAAGUUCUACCAGUCAUUUUUAAUCGUUUAACUUCACAGGAUAGACUGUAUUUGAGGAUGUAAAGCUAUUUCUGAACAGAGCGAGGAUGAGUCCACCGACUGGAGACGGAUGAAGAUGACAUUUCUGUUAUGGCGAGCUGUGUCUCUGUGGCUAUGUGUAGCUGUUUUAUUUUUGUGUCUUGAUGAAUCCCAUGUUUCUAGUGCAAAGCAUCAGGAAGAGGCCAAAAGGCUUAAGUCCACACAGGACAUGUGUUCGGAGAAAGGGUGCGACCAAAUGACUCACAAUGAAAAGCUUGAAGCAGCACAAUCAUUUUCAGACAAUGUGCACCCUAAAGGUGAAGAGGAUGAGAUAAAAGAUGAACACAAAGACAAAAGAGAACAACGGAUUUUGGAUUCUGAGGUGCCUGCCAUGGAACUGUUUGGGAGAGAAGAACCAAAAGAAGAUGAGCAUGAACAAAACUCAGCACACGAAUUGGACAAACUGUCCACUCUUCCGUCUUCUGAGCCAGACUCCAGUUUGGCUGCUGAGUUUAAAGAUGGAUCUAUGCUGCACAUUCAGGAGGAAAUACUAGAAAGUGUUUCAGACCAUGCCCCUGUUGUAGCAGAAGUAAAUGAUUCUGAUUCCCCUGCUGCUGAUUGUGAGGUGGAGCCCAACCCCUUUGAUGGUGACAGCAGCCCCCCGAUGGUCCUGGAGAACACCUCUAAUGCUCACACCACAGGCACCAAGUCCCUCCCUGACCCUCCUCUGGGCUCCCCAGCUGCUCCCAGCACACAGCAUCUGGAGACCAAUGUCUCCCACAUGCUCCAAGACCAGAGCUCAUCUGGUCCCGCAGAGACGGAUUCCAAUGUGGGCAGCAAAGACCCAGAGGAUAUUCCAACAUUUGAUGAGUGGAAAAGAAAAGUGAUGGAGGUUGAAAAAGAAAAAACUGUGACCACACAUACGUCUACUAAUGGCGCUGCUCAUCCAGUAAAGAAAGCCCAAAAAAACUUCAACAACUAUGCUUCUGUGGAGUGUGGGGCCAAAAUAUUGGGUGCUAACCCUGAGGCUAAGAGCACUUCAUCCAUUCUGAAGGAGAACAUGGAUUUGUACAUGCUAAAUCCUUGUAGUAAUAAAAUAUGGUUUGUUAUUGAGCUCUGUGAGCCCGUUCAGGUGAAGCAGUUGGAUAUUGCCAACUUUGAGCUUUUUUCCUCUACUCCCAAAGACUUUCUUGUCUCCAUUAGUGACAGAUACCCAACAAACAAAUGGCUGAAGCUGGGAACUUUUCAUGCUCGAGAUGAACGUACUGUCCAGAGUUUUCCAUUGGAUGAACAUCUUUAUGCUAAAUAUGUCAAGAUGUUCACCAAGUACAUAAAGGUGGAGAUGAUCUCUCACUUUGGGUCUGAACAUUUCUGUCCUCUCAGUCUCAUACGGGUGUUUGGCACCAGCAUGGUGGAAGAAUAUGAGCAGAACACUGACCCCUCAGAAAGGCCAGAGGAGCAGGACGAUGACUUGGAUUACCCUGCUGGCUAUGCACCUGGUGAAGGUGACUCCAAAAAUUUAAUUGGAUCUGCAAAGGAUGCCAUUUUUAACAUGGUUAAAGACAUUGCUGUUGUUCUGGGAGGAAGCGAUGAGAUGCCAGGCAACAUAACAUCCCAGGAAGUUAAUAUGACUGAGCCACAAUUACAACCUGAAACAGCUACUGAAACAAAACCAAACAUCCAACCUGAGCCAGAACUGGAAGACUUUUCCAAAACUGCAACUCCAGGCACUGAAAUGCCUGAGGCAGCUGUAACGGAUUCUAACAAUGACGAAUCUGCAGCUAAAGAAGAACAAAUUGUCAUUCCUUUAGAAAAAGAUGAGGAUGAGCCUAGCAUCAGCUCUACCAUUAUUUACCUGGGCGAGGAGGAGGUAGCUGAAGAGAACCUUGGCGACCAACAAAAGGAUCCAUGUGCUGUGUUGACUCUAGCUCCUGCCUGCUCCUGCGCUGCUUCGCUACACGAGUACCUACUGCAGACAUGCUUACUGCACAUACCCCAAAAUUGCACAAACUGCCAAACUGCAGAACAAUUACAAACUGAUGUACCUAACUGGGUGAUAUACCAGCCCCCUUCUUCAUAUCCACAACCGCAGCAGACACAGAAGGACUCACUGGAAACACCAGACAAAGAAGAUUCAGUUUCUGAGCAUGAGAACAAAGCCAGCUUCACUGAAAACACACUGUCUUCUAAUAUAGUAUCCCAGCUUGAACUUCAAACUAUAGAGCCAAGUCAGACUUCGGACCACCGCAGCACCAUUGAGCCUUCUGUAACAAUAGCAAUCCCUGCUGAAGAAACACCACAGUUAGUCUUUGAAGUACCGAUCAAAUUGCCAAAUUCUGAAAUCAACCAAGAUUCAGCUGAGGAGAAGCAAAUAGAAUCAACAGGAACCCUUAGCAGCACUGUCGAUGUUGUACCCACUGUCAGUGCAACAUUGGAUGAUGCAACUACCAAACUACCAAAAGAGAAAAAAAGUCUAGAUUUAUCUCAAGAAAUUAAAAGCAAAGAGGACAAAGAUCCAGCACAAAUUAUCAAUGGCAAAACCCCUCAUUCAGAGCUAGAAGCAACAGUUGUCCCAGAUGAGAAUAAACUGCCUGAAAUAGAGACCAUCCCUAACCCCCUACCCUCUGAUGCACUCAGCAUGGAUUCAAAAAUGGAGGACUUGAAUGAGGACAUAGCCACAGGUAUCUCUCGCCCCUCUGCUGCUGCUUCGCCGUCUGUCUCUGAUAUUUACGCAGAGCCACCUAAUGGUACGGAGCUGAAUGGCAGCCCAGUGCACGGCUCCAGUCAGAAGGAGUCUGUGUUUAUGAGGCUGAACAAUCGAAUAAAAGCUCUGGAGAUGAACAUGUCAUUGAGUGGACGCUACCUCGAGCAGCUCAGUCAGAGAUACCGAAAGCAAAUGGAGGAGAUGCAAAAGGCUUUUAACAAAACUAUAAUCAAGCUCCAGAAUACCUCCAGGGUGGCAGAGGAACAGGAUCUUCGUCAGACUGAGUCCAUUCAGCAGCUGCAGGGCCAGUUGGCAAAUGUGACUCGGCUGGUGCUCAAUUUGUCUGUCCAGGUCAGCCAACUGCAAAGUGAGGUGUCUGAUCGUGAGAGCUAUCUUCUGCUCUCUCUGUUCAUGUGUCUCUGUUUGGGUCUACUGCUUUAUGUCAACCGCUGCCGAAUGUCCUCUACUUCCUGUUCUGAGCCAGAGCCUCCAAUCUCAGAGAGCUAUACCUACUGCUGUCCAGAACGGCAGUUUUCCAGCGAUGAGGCGGCACUCAAGAGAAGCGCAUCCUAUCCACUCAUCCACUCUGACUCAUUCCAGUUAGCCUCCACUAUGGGUCCAGAAAUCCUGCAACACGAAGAGACACAGAGUCUUUGUCCAGCCAUUAAAAAGAGAAGACGUAGAAAGGUGAAGUCCCUGGAGAAAGUGGAGACUCUAAAACCCUCUCUCCAUGCUGCUGAGCCAGUCCAGAUCAAAGGACUUGAUAAAACUUGUAAUGGGGGGACCCUUCUUGUAGAGCCAAACCCUCUUGCAGAGACCAUACUCCAGCCCCCUUUUAGAGACGCUGUGUCGGAGGGAAGCUCCGAAGGCUCGUCUCACUCAGACGACCCUUCGUUCUGUGGCAUCACGUCGGCCUGUAACAGGAUCUGUGAUGGACUUCCAGCUAAAAGUCGCGCCGAGCGGCGGGCCCUUAGGCGCAGGCGGCCCACGCACAGUGGAGUGGUGGACUACCUCAAAGCCCCCAGCAGACACAAGAGGAACUCUCUACCUAUUUACACCAUCCAUGACAUCAUGGACAGACAGGAGCAGAGCUCAUGUGGACUCAAUGUGCACCUGUCAGGACCUGUCUGACUUAAAAUUUACACUCACUGCUAAAGCUGUAGAAUAGUGGGUAGGGCAAAUAGCUUGAAGCUUUAACAUUGGACAAUCCUCACCUGUUAAUGCUAAUGAUUAGUUCUUGUUACAUGCCCAUGUUUGUAACAUUAAUGUCUUCCAAGAUUCUUCCUAUUUGUUUGGAAGUGCUAUUAAAUAGAAAUAUUGUACACAAUAUAUGCUUUUUUCACAUACCUUUUUGUGGGACCUCCCACAAUUUGUGAAACAACUUAUUGUACUAUCUAGUAUUUAUUUAUUGAUUUUUAAUUAUUUUUUAACCUAUAGAUGUUGAUGCAAUACCUAUAAAUUCCCUAUUCUUUUCUACUUCAUUGUUCUAUUCAUAUUCAGUGAACUUUAUCAACUGCUUUUCUCCUGUUAUAACCUUUGUUAAAGCACCAUAAAACAAGGAUCUAUUUUGUGGCUAAAUACAUUUGUCAUGAUGACUGAACAAUCAGAGUAUGAUCGCCAGUCUCUUUUUGUCUCCAGUAGAGGGCAGUGUAUCAUAGAAGUAAGAUUUAUGCAUUUUGAGCUCCCUCACCAUCAUUUUCUGUUGAUGAGUCAUUGGAUUGCAGUAAAUAAGCUCAAGGGCUAAUUCCCCCUAUCCUUUGUGCAAACCUUUUUCAUUGUUCCAAAAAUCUGCACCACUAGUGACCAUGAAACUGUUUCUAUUAUAUUUUCUGUGUAUAUUUUAAAAGCAUAAUACAAAGAAUAUAAUCUGGAACUUCCAUUUGUGUUCAAGGCAACAGACUAAAUAAACAGUGUGUCUGAGGAUCCCUGUAGCCUUGACUAGAACCAUGUGGCUGUGUUUGUCAAGUUGGAAAAAUCUGGAUUAAUUCCAUUACUUUUCUACGGCCUCUUAGUCUCUGUGGUCACGCACGGGUCAGAGCAGAGAAAAAUUGGGUUAAACCUCUUUAUUUAUGUGGCCUGGUGGAUAGCAGGGGCCACUCUGAGAUAAGCGUGAUGCCUGAUGCGUUCUUCAUUUUGUUAACAGUAUUCCUGGGUUUCCCUUGCUCUUCCCAUUUCAAAGAUUAUCUGUAAAUGCAGGGUUGCAAUCCUCUUUUCCCAGGCACUUUUUAUCUGUGGCUGUCAUGGACUCAAUGGAUGCUUUUGAAAAUAGCCCUGAGCUGUGUUGGGCCGUGCGCUUUGAAACUCAUGCCCAUAAGAUGUAUGGAAAUCAUUUUAUUAUUCCU